Amphiprion ocellaris (clown anemonefish) is the source of this 880-nucleotide messenger RNA. RefSeq names its product histone H3. The transcript has a single exon. Lineage: Eukaryota; Metazoa; Chordata; Actinopteri; Pomacentridae. The coding region runs from base 21 to 431 and encodes 136 amino acids. Gene Ontology annotation, cellular component: nucleosome. The record is from RefSeq and is a predicted model, not a curated record. Gene Ontology annotation, molecular function: DNA binding; structural constituent of chromatin; protein heterodimerization activity.
GUGAAGACAGAGGAAGCAGAAUGGCAAGAACCAAGCAGACCGCUCGUAAAUCCACCGGAGGAAAAGCUCCCAGGAAGCAGCUGGCCACCAAGGCUGCCCGCAAGAGCGCGCCGGCCACCGGCGGUGUGAAGAAGCCUCACCGUUACCGUCCCGGUACCGUGGCUUUGAGAGAGAUCCGUCGCUACCAGAAAUCCACGGAGCUGCUGAUCCGCAAGCUGCCCUUCCAGCGCCUCGUCAGAGAGAUCGCUCAGGACUUCAAGACGGACCUGCGCUUCCAGAGCUCCGCUGUCAUGGCUCUGCAGGAGGCCAGCGAGGCUUACCUGGUCGGUCUCUUCGAGGACACCAACCUGUGUGCCAUCCACGCCAAGAGGGUCACCAUCAUGCCCAAAGACAUCCAGCUGGCCCGCCGCAUCCGUGGAGAGAGAGCUUAGACCCACAGCAUUCACUUUACACCCGACACAACGGCUCUUUUAAGAGCCACACAUGUUCACUGUGAGAGCUCAAUGUUCCAUCUAAUACUCUUGAGGUGUAAAAUUACUGCUUUUUGAUUAUGACCCAGACAAUGUUAAUAACAAAUGUCAUUUCAAAUUUAGUUAUUCAGAAUAAUCAUUUUGUUUAAUAAAGUCACAGGGAAAAUUGUGGCCUUCACUCUCACCUUGUAAAUGAUGACAUACUGACCAGUCACAGUGUAAUUACUAUUAGUCUAAAUGACCUUUGUAUCUGUAGUGAUUGCAGUCAGAUUCUGCUGACAGAUGUUUAUUGAUUUUAUAGGUGAAAAUGUGAAAAUUUUCUUGAUUUAUUGCUGCUGCUCUGCUGUAAUGUUUGUAAAAGUCCUUGUUUAUGGUAAGUCAAAGAAUUUCAGUGAAUAAAGUUGAUAAAU